Molecule: messenger RNA, 1110 nt
Organism: Diachasma alloeum
Lineage: Eukaryota; Metazoa; Arthropoda; Insecta; Hymenoptera; Braconidae
Exons: 5
Coding region: 1-1110 (369 amino acids)
Source: RefSeq, a predicted model, not a curated record
AUGAGUGAUCAAGGCAUAAAUAAUUAUCCCUAUCGUCUCGUCGAAUUUGUGGGAGAACUCACUGACGAUGGAAAGAAGGUCAUUGAAGUCGUACUUGAUGGGUGGAUCCAGAAAAAAAUUGACGUAACAUUAAAGGAUUUCUGCUACUAUCCUCCUAAGAAAGAUUGGAUCAAAGUUGAAAAAUGGCUCAAAGAAGAACGCCCCUUCAACGCUUCGUGGGAAAUUUAUGAGAUUGAAAUUUUGGGCAAAGCAGCAACAAUCGAAAAAGCCCAGAAAAAACUCGAGAAACUCUAUAAGACUCGCUCAGGCCUAGAAACUGAUUCUGAGUUAGAGAGUGUCGACUCAGAACUCAGCAUUACGAAGAAACGCGCUUCAAGUGUGCUGAAGACUUCUCAUUCUCUCGAGAAUAUUGACGAAGAGCCAAUUGUUCUUCCCCCAAAGCGAUCUUGCAACACUGUUGAUCCCCAGAGUGAUGGAAUUCUGGCUCCAAUACCCAGUACCUCAAGAGAUGCAAACUCGAUGGGACCAGUGAAAGUUACGAAAAAUGCCUCAGAUAGGGUACAUCCUAGAGUUCAGUUCCAGGACCAUCUACUAAAGAUACGAGAAAAGAACGAAGACGAUCCUGUUAAAAUGUUUUUUGCUGACUACUUGGAUACAUCUCUAGCCCUUUUGUCUUAUGAUUAUAAAUCGGAGUUACACAACCUCAGGAGAUGCCAUCAAUUGGAUAUGACUAAUCAUACAAAAGAAUUGAAGCAAUCCAUGAAAACUCCCACGUUGCCUCUUGGAGAGAAAUUUGUUUUGGCACAAGAUAAAUUAGGGAUGAAAAUUCCAGUCGAUACGCUAGAGGAUUUUGAGAAAUGGGAAAACAUGUUGGAUUUGAAAGAUGCUGAGAAUGUGGAGGAAGUCACUAAACGUCGAGCUGCCUUGAUGGAGUUUAUGGCUAAUGAGACUUCGGAGUCAAAUGACUUUGUGGCAGACACCAAAAAAAUUCUCUUCCACUUCACCAAAAAGCCUGUACAACUCCUCUACAGUGGUGCUGGUCGUGCAACACGAGGAGUUGCGAAGAAGAAUUUCAGCAANAGAAACUCUAUAAGACUCGCUCAGGCCUAG